This is a messenger RNA of Ambispora gerdemannii, 900 nucleotides long. Lineage: Eukaryota; Fungi; Glomeromycota; Glomeromycetes; Archaeosporales; Ambisporaceae. The record is from the annotation of a GenBank genome assembly.
AUGAGUCAAGCAAAAACUCCAAAUGAUUCAGAAGAACAUCUUCCCUCAAUUCCACCACCCCCUUAUGAGGAAGAAGCCCUGACACCAUCCACAGCAUAUAAUAAUACAAAUAACAGUAAUAUUAAUAUAGCGCAUGACCAAGAGAGAAUAGUGUUGCCAACACCGUCUGCUGAUUUAGCACAUUUACCAAUACCUUCUGCACCUUUAGCUGAAGACUUGUUAUUCGAACAGGAACAGGAACCACUUCCACCUCGAUCACCUCCUUCACAACAAACCAAUAUUCAAAAUGCACAAAGCGAGGCAAUGCAAGGAAUGCAACUAGCAACAAAACCUGAAAAAUCAGAUGAACAUUCAUAUUGCAAGCUAUUAGCAAAUAAAUAUAAUUGGCUCUCUUUGUUCUGGCUAAUAUUAAUUAAUUUUCCUAUAUCAAUUUUUGCGAUAGUAUGGAUAUUCACCACGUUUACGGUAUCUCUCAUCUUGAUAAUGAUACCACCAUUAGGAUAUAUUUCAAUGAUAGGGUCGAUAUGGACUUGGCGAGCAAUCGCAUCAUUCGAACUCAUAAUGAUUCGCGUUUUCGAUCCAAAACCCAAAAUAGAACGACCUUCUCUUCCACCAAUAAUAAUCAAACGUCAACCAAGCCAAUCAUUCGUGGGUCACUAUCUAUCAUUAUUAUUCGAUCGAUACACAGCUAAAUUAAUUCUUUAUUAUCUCCUGAAACCAUGGGUAGCAGGUUUUUUGGUGCUAUUGUCGAUAGGAUUGUUUAGUUUAGGGUGUGCGUGUCUAAUGUUGCCUUUUUUUAUGAACACUUUUGGCAAAUUGGCAAUGUUUGGAGCUUGCAUGUUCGAGACAACUCUGUGUCAAAAAAAAGAGAAUAAGGAACAAAUGAAUGAGGUUGUCUAA